AUGGCAUGGCUCAUGCGCGUGGAAUCUUCGACGGAAAGAGCGCCGCCUCAUUCGAUAGGCGUACGCGGAACACCCCACCUAUACGUAUACGUGUCGCUCUUGGCGCACAGCUACCAGUUGUGGGGGAACUCGCUGCGAUCAGUGGCGAAGACCGCGUCGUGGCGUCGAAGCCAGCGCGACCCGGACUUCGUCCGUCCUUCCAGCCGCCGACACCGCACGGCCGUUCCUUCUCACGAGGAAGCGAUGAUCCGAGAUGGCAUCCGAUUGUGCCUGCCGCCCCGCGCCAUCGCCCUUUGCAUGUACAAGAUAUCCCCCGACUCCACGGGCCGUUUCGUCCUCGACACCCAUCCGUCGCAUGCACAUGUCGUGGUCGCGGCGAGGUUGUUUGGCCACGGGUUCAAGUUUAACCUUGUCAUCUUGGGGAAAUCAUCGCCGACCUGA
Molecule: messenger RNA, 441 nt
Organism: Aphanomyces astaci
Lineage: Eukaryota; Oomycota; Saprolegniomycetes; Saprolegniales; Verrucalvaceae
Exons: 2
Coding region: 1-441 (146 amino acids)
Source: RefSeq, a predicted model, not a curated record